This is a messenger RNA of Tauraco erythrolophus (red-crested turaco), 438 nucleotides long. The record is from RefSeq and is a predicted model, not a curated record. Lineage: Eukaryota; Metazoa; Chordata; Aves; Musophagiformes; Musophagidae.
ACCCCGUGCUGCACCUCCUUCCCCCCGCCAGCCCUGCUGAGCUCCGCGCUGGCCCUGGCCGCCCGGCUGAGCGUGCUGCUCCCCGCUUUGCAGGGUAAAGGACGCAGCAAGCAGAUACUGGUGCUGGGCCUGGAUGGGGCUGGGAAAACCAGCGUUCUCCACUCCCUGGCAACUAACCAUGUCAAGCGCAGCGUGGCUCCCACCGAGGGCUUUAAUGCCGUCUGCAUCAACACCGAAGAGUCCCAGAUGGAGUUCCUGGAGAUCGGGGGCAGUGAAUCUCUGCGUUCAUACUGGAAGAUGUACCUGCCCAAAGUGCUGUUGCUAAUCUAUGUCGUGGACUCGGCUGAUCAUGCCCGACUGCCUGUGGCGAAACAGCUGCUUCAUCAGCUGGUGCAGAGCAACUCCACCCUACCCGUGGUGGUUCUGGCCAACAAGCAG